Messenger RNA from Rattus rattus (black rat), 2504 nucleotides. It is a transcript of the gene Ermard, whose product is annotated as ER membrane associated RNA degradation. The transcript is spliced from 18 exons. The record is from RefSeq and is a predicted model, not a curated record. Lineage: Eukaryota; Metazoa; Chordata; Mammalia; Rodentia; Muridae. Bases 53 to 2089 code for a protein of 678 amino acids.
GGGAGGAGGGACGCGCGAGUCAUCAGAAAGCGCCCCGACCUGAGCGGAAGCGAUGGAGAUUUUAACAGGGGAUUCCAUUACCACAUGCCUUUCUCCUUUAGUGCAUGACUUGAUUUGUAACCUUGGGUUUGAACUCACUGAAAUUUGUGAUAUCGAUAGCAUUGUAACCCAAAAUGGCGAAGUACGCUGGAAAGCAAUUACAGACCGUGUGAGCUAUGCAGAAUUAGGGCACAGUCUGGACUACAGGCAAAGUGUGCAGCGCCUGGGUCCUGUGUGUGAGGCCAUCCAUCUACACAUCUCAUCUCUGAGCAGAGCACAGUUUGAAACUCAGUAUUCACCAUGGUACCAGUGGACAACUUCUCCGGAGCUGUUUCUUGAAAUAUACGAUGCCUUGGAGAGCUCACAGUCUGCUGCCAUCUCCCUCAGCGUGAUGAAACUAGCUUCCUGUCUGGAACGAGCCUUAGGCGAUGUAUUUUUACUGAUUGGGAAUGAGUGUCCCUUUCUCCUAAGAGAUCUUCUUGCAUCUGCAGAGCUUGCACACAUCUUUGGACAUACUGUGAUGGACGUACUAAAAGUCUUCAUCGGGUCUCCCUGUGGACUCAACCUGAGAAACGUCUUGUGGCAUGGCUUUGCUUCCCCUCAAGAUAUUCCUCCAAAAUACUGUUCAGCCUUGUUGCUGUUGACAGCAGGACUGGGUCAGUUACUGAAGAGUUACCUUCACCACACAAAAGUCCAGUUGGCACAUCGACCUUUUGUAACACUCACGAACCUAGAGGAUGUGAUUGUUUUUCCUGGUGUGACUGACAAGGUACUCUCAGCGUUAGAGACAGUGAUGACGAAAUCCAGCUUUGUAUUAAAAAUCAUGUUGCCAUAUUGGGAGCUGGCAGUGAGCAAGUUUAAGUCGCACAGGUUUGCGGACUGCACCAUGCUGUUGCUGUCACAGCUAGAAGCUGGACUCAGGAGAGUUUUUGCUACAGUUAACAAAUGUGCUGAUAGACUGCUCACAGCUGAGUCAACAAUUCUAUAUACCACGUUCGAUGAAAUACUAGCAAAACACAUGAGUGAUGGUAGCAUCAACCAGCUUCCGUGUUUCUUGGGGGAGCCUGCCAUGGACUUCUUGUGGGAUCUCCUGAGCUAUCAGGAGGGUCCUCGUAUCCGGGAUCGUUUAAGCCACGGGGAGAUCAACAUACGUGAAUUUCCCAAAGCAGCAGCAGGCCAGCUGCUCACAUUCUGCCUGGUGCUCCUGCUCAGAUGCACUGAGGAGGACACACUGUCAGAAGUGAAGGAGGAAGCAGCAAUACAGUUGCUGGUCAGCCUUGCAGAAGGCUACAGGGCUCGCUGCCAUCCAGCUUGCCAGCUGCAAAAACAGGUGCUGAGCUGUGAGAAAAGCCUCAGGAUGUGGCCUGUGCUGCCUUUGCCAGAAGAGCGCUGUCAGGAAGCAGGCAGAUCGGAAGGUAAUUCGGAAGCAUGUGCCUGCAACUCUUUAAUUAGCAAGAUUCUGUGUGAGCUCUGCCACUACCUGCCUGCGAGUGCCUGCGCUAUAAAUGGCUUGGACGGUCUUCCCUCAGAGAAGUGGUCCCAGCUGCUCAAUGAACUCUGUAACACACGCAUUCCUACACUGUUCUGCCCCAAAAUUGUUCUAGAAGUUCUGGUUGUGCUCCGAGGCAUCAGCUCCCAAUGCCAGCGCGCAUCUGACCAGGUCAUCGCCUCUUUGCAGCUGAGACACAGGCAAUGGGUGGAGCACACGUUGCGCUCUAGGCAGCGUCAGAACUAUGUGCGCAUGCUCAGCAGCGUUGGACUUUUGUGUCCUGUGCUUUCCCUGAUUUUGUUGCUCCUUGCACUGGAAUUGGUCAGUGUUCAUGCUGUUCAUGGUAAAGGUGCUCAGGAACGACAGCAGUACCUGAGGUUCUUAAAAUUGAUCCUCCAAUACACUGAGAACCUAGUGGCCUAUACCAGCCGAGAGAAGAACAAAUGGAAUGAAACCAUCAGUCUUACACAUGCAGUUUUGUUGAGAAUUUGGACUUUCAGUGAGAAGAAACAAAUGUUAAUACAUUUAACCAAAAACACAAAUAAAGUUGACAUAGGCUGACACGCUUCCUGUCAGAAUUGUCAUCUACGUGUUUCCACACAGAAGAAAAGGCUUCACAUCCAGCACAAUUAAGAAACACAUACCAUGGUAGUGCAUGAGUGAGGCCAGGUGAUAGAAGUUUAGAGCCUUCCUUUCUCCUUACGUCAUUAGUAGAGGAAGCAGUUGCAUGAUACAUGUACAAAUUCAAGGUUCUGAACAAUCUUGAGUUGAUGAUUCUUGUUGAUUGAAGGUGCUACCUGUAUGGCCCCAGCCAAUUGCCAAGUGUACUUAAAAACAAGGCUCACCCUGCCCUGCAGUACCUGCAGGGCUGCUCAGGGCUGACCAGGUCUAUAAAGGAAAUAGAGAACAGAAGACACAGAAAGCACAUGUAGAGGUUCUGAAAGAUAAUGAAAUAAACGGAAUGACUUCUUCAGCA